Molecule: messenger RNA, 569 nt
Organism: Cucurbita pepo subsp. pepo (vegetable marrow)
Lineage: Eukaryota; Viridiplantae; Streptophyta; Magnoliopsida; Cucurbitales; Cucurbitaceae
Source: RefSeq, a predicted model, not a curated record
CUUAACCCCACACCACCAUUCUUCUUCUCUCUUCUUCUCUUCCAUCCCAUCUCCCAUGGGAGCCCAUCUCUGCAGCUUUAGGCGCUUCGGUGUCAGUAGACCGUUCACGCCAGCCUCCCCCGGUGAUGGGUAUGCAAUGUGCCGGAGGAGACGGCCGCAACGGCGGUGGAGAGAGGAAAGAGAAGGGCGGAGAGAGAUGGAGACAUCUAUUGAGAAGAAAGAAAUGAAGAAGGAGUACAUGUCUUUGGAGGAGUUGCUGUUGGCUUCUCCGGGAGCGCCGUCGGAGCGAGCUUUUGGAAACGGCGGACAUGGCGGAUUCAAGAGAAAAGUGCAUCCGACCAGGAUGUCGCAGUGUUCCUCGUUUUGUGAGAGAUCUGGUGUGGUCAGUGAAUCAGUUGCAGAGGAUCAUGAGAACAUUUGCAGACCCCAAACUGGGAAAUUGAGGAAGAAAGUAAGCUUUAGGCUGCCGGAGGUGUCCGACGUUAUUUUAAUUUACUCGCCGGAGGGUGAUGCGGCGGCCGACGGCGGGAUUGUUGCUUCCUAGUUUCUGUUUUCCUAUCGGAAAACUU